Eptesicus fuscus (big brown bat) is the source of this 1936-nucleotide messenger RNA. RefSeq names its product zinc finger protein 551-like. NCBI's taxonomy places the organism in Eukaryota, Metazoa, Chordata, Mammalia, Chiroptera, Vespertilionidae. The record is from RefSeq and is a predicted model, not a curated record. Gene Ontology annotation, biological process: regulation of DNA-templated transcription. The transcript has 6 exons. The coding region runs from base 458 to 1030 and encodes 190 amino acids.
UCCUCCAGGCCCCCGCGGCCCCCCGUUAUUUUCAGGGAGGGAGGUGCGGGCGGCGGUGCGGAGCGGGGAGCGCUGCGGUGGGCGGGGCCUCUUCUCCCCGCCUGCGCGGCGGGCCGGCCCCCCUCCUCUCCGGGGCGCGCGCCACCGCCUGGGGGUCUCCGGGAAACGCUCGGCUCGCCCGCGCCCCCAGUCCCCUCGGACCCCGGGCCCCCGCGGGGAAGCCCGGCUCAGGUCCCGGCUCCGCGAAGCCCGAUCGCCUCGGCCGCGGCCCCAGCCGCUCCGGAUCGUCUGUUGGGCUCGGCCGUCCCCCCCGAUUGCCGCUGCUGCUCCCCCUGGGGCCGCCGCCUCCCCGGAUCCGCGCGCCCUAAGCCCGGGCGGCAGCCCUCCGGCCGGGUCCCUGUGGUCAACUUUGUUCCAGGUGCCCGGUGACCCGGGGAUUCGUCUCAGGACUCCAGGGAUGGACGAAGGGAAGAGGCCGUUCCUAGAAUCCCAGGCUGUGGGAAGGUGGAGCACUGUGGAGGACUCUGAUGACAGACAAGAGGAUAUGAACUUUGAGGACGUGGCCAUUGCCUUCUCUCAGGAGGAGUUGGGGCUCCUUGAUGAGGAUCAGAGACAUCUAUACUGCGAUGUGAUGCUGGAAGUGUUCGCACUGGUAUCAUCUGUAGGUUGUUGGCAUAAAACAGAAGAGGAGGAGGAAUGUUCUGAGGAGAGUGCAUCUGUACAAGUGGAGUCGACAUUCAUGGCUUCUACGACAGCUCCACCCACCCAGAGGACCCAUCUCUGUAAGCGGUGUUUCUCGGUGUUAAAAGAUAUUCUGCACCUGACUGAGUCACAGGCAGCACGCAUUGAGCAGAAAGCCGCCUUCAGUGACACAGGUGUGAGAGACUUCUGUUCCAAUGCAAACCAUUACCAGCAACAGAGGGAUACCCGUGGAGAGAAGUCCUGGAAAGAAGCUGUGGACAUGGACUUGUUUGUGACCAGUUUGUUGGUUCUAUUCAAUGCCUGGGAUUAUUUGAAAGGAAAGUUGUGAUCUGUCAUCAUGGAAAGGCUGUAAAAGAAAGUGUACAAGUGGAAUCAAACCCGAGACCUUUCAGUGAAUGGGAUGGCACCCAACCAACUGAGGACACUGGCUGACGAAAAGUUCAUUCUUGUAUUAUCACUUAUUAAUUAUUGUAUUAUUUGAAGUUAGGUGCCUCUUUUAUUGGUGAGGACACUGGUCACCCUGAAGAGGAGGCCUUUGUUGUACUGUACAAACAAUAUGAAUUAUGAUCUCUGUUCACAGUUUGUAUUACAUAAGUUUCAGCAAUGUUUGGAGAACUACUCUAUACGUGCUCCAAAGAGGCCCAUGUGCCAUUAUAUAUGAAAUUUCAUAGGCUGUUUUCAUUUGUUGUGAAUCUCUGAGGUGUAACUAAUAGGGACGGAAACACUGUUUUCAUAAUCACGGAAGAGACUGCAGUUGAACGAGAUUGUGCCAUGCCAGCACAGCCAAGGGUUCGGCGAGCCUGAGGGAGGGCCGUCGAAGGAUGAAGAAAAGACAGACAAAGAGAAUAAGCUGGGUCUAGGUGGAUCUUCUGUGCCUGGCUGAGGCCACAGAACAGAUCCAGACUGCAAAGCUGAUGCUUUAUUUUAUAGUCAGAGGUAAACAAGGUAAUUUACAAUGUUGUUGUGAGUUUCACUUGUUUUGGCAGCACUUGCUGCACCGCCCACAGCCCACUAGCUACCCAGGAAAGAUCUAGGGAGCAGUCACAAGAUCAAGCUUAAUUAUGCUUAGAGGGCUGUGCCCUCCAAGCUGGGACUUGUUUGCGGCUUUGCCAGCAGGUCAGUCCGAGGCUUAACCUUUUGCACUCGGAUGUCGAGUGUGACUCGACACGGUUAGCAUCGGUAGCAGCUCAUAUGUCGAAUUGUAUUGAAUGUAUCAAUAAUUUGAAAUAUAAAA